GUACUAUCUUUCUUUGCAUAUUGAGCUCCGUGCCCGACCUUCCAGCUCGCAAAGUCGGGCCGCACCAACAGCGGAAACAAGGCAACUCGGGUCACCGUUUCCUUCAAUCGGAAGACAGCUAUAGGGGAAAGGAGCCGCCAGGGAGAAGAAACAGAGCGGAGCGAGGAGCCAUGGCCGCCAGGAAUUUCUUAGCCCGAUCCCCCAAGGAGGAGGAAUCCAGCGCUGCCGUCCGAGAGGCUGUCUUGUUGGGAGGGAAGAACGCCGCCAUUGCUGGUACUGUGGUCGCGGUUCCCACGUUGGUUGCUUGCCGUGUCCUUCCUUGGGCUAAGCAUAAUCUGAACUACACCGCACAAGCACUCAUCAUAUCGGCAGAACGAUGCAGCUGCCCUGAUACCGGGCCAGCCACUAGGGUGGCUCGAUCUUCACGAAUUGGAGGUCGAUUUGAGAAGCAACACAAGAAUCAAGGGCGAAAAAAGGGAAACCAAGAUGAAAAUCAUUCAAAGGACAAGAUCCACUCCAAUUACUCCUCAAAACGCAAGUCAAUCUAAGAGGUGCAUCUUAGAUCCAAGAACAACAGAAGACACAAAGAUCGAUAAGCUGUGGAUGGUUAGGUUCAUUGUGCAUAAAGCAUCUUCCGUCAACCAGCACCUGAGCCAUGGCUGGAAGACUCAAUCACUAUUGAAAAUCUGAAGGAACAAUUGGUGCAACACGGGUUAGGCCAAAAUGAUUUUUUCUACUAUCGAAGCAGGGUGAUGCCAAGUGCAGGAUCAUGUGGAAGUUUAGUGGCACGAAUAGGUUCAACUGAAGUUAUUGGAGGAUAUUAAAGUCAAGGUGCAGGACGGGGAUGAGCUAAGUGGGUGGUUGAGGUGGAACAUAGGUGGCAGGAUGACCAUGGCUGAACUAACCAAUGAUUCCAUAGUUCGGGAGAUGAUCAAAGAAUACAAGGCAUUUCAGAUGGUCGACUUGCAUUGUUACAACAGACAUGGGGGAUUUGUAGAGCCUGCUCCAAUUACAGAUGGUGUCACUGUGGAGUGGCCACUCUCCUCCAUGCCCAUGGCUCGGCGAUGCUAUAUGAUGUUGUCAACAAGUCUGAACUUCAUGUUUGAAGUGAUUUCAUUAUGUCUAGAAUUUUGAAUUUGUCAAGUUAGCACCCCAUGUACCCCAUGUUGUCUGAGAACUCUGUUACGAUUUGCGCUGUUAUGGAUAAUGUUACUUUCAUCUGUAUGUUAA
Aegilops tauschii subsp. strangulata is the source of this 1230-nucleotide messenger RNA. The record is from RefSeq and is a predicted model, not a curated record. NCBI's taxonomy places the organism in Eukaryota, Viridiplantae, Streptophyta, Magnoliopsida, Poales, Poaceae.